This is a messenger RNA of Aphis gossypii (cotton aphid), 1041 nucleotides long. Its product is annotated as zinc finger MYM-type protein 1-like. Bases 1 to 1041 code for a protein of 346 amino acids. The record is from RefSeq and is a predicted model, not a curated record. NCBI's taxonomy places the organism in Eukaryota, Metazoa, Arthropoda, Insecta, Hemiptera, Aphididae. The transcript has 5 exons.
AUGACGCGGACCUGGUGCUGUCACGGCGUCAAGAGAUGUGAGGAUGGAAUAAAUGAAUAUUUUUCUACUAAUACGAAUAAAAGAAGUUCCGUGCCUGCUAUUCCAAUAGUAGCAGAAGAAUCAUCACUAAUUUGUGAUACAAUUAACUUGGAGGAACCAGAUUCACGUAAUAAAUAUUUAAGCCCUAGGAUACAAAAUGAAGUGAUAGCUAUAUGUGGUGAUUUAUUAUUAAAGAAAAUUGUUGAAAAAAUCAAUGUAUCCAAAUGUUUCUUAGUCUUGGCUGAUGAAACAACAGACAUUUCAGUUACAGAACAACUCACAAUAUGUGUAAGAUACUUAAGUGGAACGGAGAAUGAUGUACAAAUCAAUGAAGAUUUUAUCAAGUUUGUUGAGAUUCAUAGUUUAACAGGAGUUGAUUUAGCAUCUGCAAUUCUUAAUGGGUAUGAUGGGGCUGCGAAUAUGUUCGGGCAAUUUAAAGGAGUAAAAUCUAUUAUACAAGCAAAGUAUCCUAAGGCAUUGUACUUGCACUGUGUUGCCCAUUCCUUAAACUUGGCAGUAUCCUCUGCGUGUGAUUUACAACCAAUUCGAAAUUGCCUUGGGGUCAUUGAAAAAUUGUAUUGUUUUUUUAAUACACCUAAACACAAAAAUGCACUUUUUGAAGCUAUUAGUAAUAGUGAUUUGAUACCAAGCAUAAAAUCAUUAAAACGUUUAUGUGCAACCAGAUGGAUUCAAAGGUAUGAUGCCGUUAAUGAUUUUGUUCAGUUAUUUCCAUACGUUGUAGUUUCAUUAGAAACUAUGUCAAGUUGGAAAGAUGUAACUGCAGUUGAAGCUAAUAUGUUAAGAAAUACAAUAGACUCAGAAUUUCUUAUAUCAGUACAAAUUAUAAAAGUUUUAUUUUCAUAUGGGCUGCCAUUGUGCAAACAACUACAAAGCAAAGACAUUGAUUUAAAAGAAAUGGUUGGUUUAGCAGAAGAUAAUGUUAAUGCUCUUAAAGAACUAAGAACUAAUAUUGAACCUGAAUUUAAAAAAAAUAUUUUAUGA